AUGAGGAUCCCCCUCAUUACCUCGCUCGUGCCUCUCAUCUUCCAAGCGGUACAAGAUGCCCCACCGACUUUGAGUUUUACGCCGCGACACGCGCACGCAGUCCACGAUGGCGCGUCGAUCGUCAUGGCCGACACGCCUCUCUCCAUCCAAGCCGCCAACGAUAUGGUGAUCAGGACGCGAAGGAGCACGAUCCGGCGUCCCUCCUCACGACCGCCCGAGAUCCAGUCAUGGGCUAAGAGCGCACACGCGCGCGCAGCUGGUGGCAACGCGAGCAUUGAUGGCUGGGCCACGCCACUCAUGGAUUCGGAGGGGGGGUGGGGAUGGGAGGACGUCGAGGUCGAGAUGCCAGACACGACAGACCGCCAGACACUUAUCACCCUGGCCAAGAUGGCUGCGAACGCGUACUCCCAGCCUGCUGAUUAUGGGUGGUAUCCCAUUGGAGGGAGUGAUAAUGGGACCGAGUUCGGUUGGGAGCCUGAUUCUGAUGGGUUGCGAGGCCACAUCUUUGCCGACGAGAGUAACUCGACUGUCGUGAUCGCCAUCAAGGGCACAAGUGCCGGCUUGUUAGGCAGUGGCGGGCCGACGUCGAAGAACGACAAGUUUAACGACAACCUCCUCUUCUCGUGCUGUUGUGCGCGCGUCGACUUUUCGUGGUCGACUGUCUGCGACUGCUAUGCCGGAGGGUACAAGUGCGAGCAGACGUGUUUGGAGAAGGCACUCGUCGAGGAGAGCGUGUACGCGACUGUCGGCACCAACCUCUACAACAACAUUACGUACAUGUAUCCCAACGCCAACAUCUGGCUGACGGGACACUCGCUCGGUGGCGCGCUCGCAGCACUGAUCGGCCUCUCCUUUGGCGCGCCCGCAAUCGGCUUUGAAGCACCAGGAGAUCGCCUCGCCGCGCGCCGCUUGCAUCUCCCUCAACCUCCGGCAGUCCCCCCGGAGAAGUCCGGAAUCACGCACGUGUACCACACUGCUGACCCGAUUCCUAUGGGCACGUGCACCGGCGGCUACUCGGGCUGCUAUGCAGCCGGGUUCGCGCUUGAGUCCAAGUGCCAUACAGGGCAGACAAUCCUGUACGACACGGUGACUGUCAAAGGAUGGAGUGUGGAUGUACGCACUCACCGGAUUGGCGAGGUCAUCAACAGGGUGCUAGCGGAUCCAUGGCCCGUGGGAGAUGAGGGUGGCGACGACGACGACGACGACGACGACGAUCAGGGAGGGGGAGGUGAUUGGGAUGACGAUGACGACGACGACAUACCCGACCCCGGCACGGGGUGGCUUAACUGGUUCCCCUGGGGACGUGGGGGAAAGAAAGAGCCAAAGAAGCCAAAGAACCCCGAUUGGGAGAAGCAUGGCGGCGUGCCCAAGGCCAAGGCCGAGUCGAUGUGUGUCGACUGUUACAAGUGGGAGUUUGGCGACAACUGGAACAAGAAGUAG
Molecule: messenger RNA, 1440 nt
Organism: Cutaneotrichosporon cavernicola
Lineage: Eukaryota; Fungi; Basidiomycota; Tremellomycetes; Trichosporonales; Trichosporonaceae
Gene: ATG15
Exons: 4
Coding region: 1-1440 (479 amino acids)
Biological process (GO): piecemeal microautophagy of the nucleus; neutral lipid catabolic process; multivesicular body membrane disassembly
Cellular component (GO): membrane
Molecular function (GO): glycerophospholipase activity
Source: RefSeq, a predicted model, not a curated record